Diorhabda sublineata is the source of this 1049-nucleotide messenger RNA. Its product is annotated as odorant receptor Or2-like. Gene Ontology annotation, biological process: detection of chemical stimulus involved in sensory perception of smell; sensory perception of smell. The transcript has 6 exons. Lineage: Eukaryota; Metazoa; Arthropoda; Insecta; Coleoptera; Chrysomelidae. The record is from RefSeq and is a predicted model, not a curated record. Bases 1 to 972 code for a protein of 323 amino acids. Gene Ontology annotation, cellular component: plasma membrane. Gene Ontology annotation, molecular function: olfactory receptor activity; odorant binding.
AUGGUCGAAUAUGAAACAGAUGAUGAAGAAGAAGAUGUAAAUAUUACAAUAGAAGAAUUAGACGUACCAAUUGCUGAGAAUGUUUCGAUAGGAAUAAGCAUAUCAGCAAUGACUAUACUGAGCACUUUAGUACCUUUCUAUUCGAAAGAAUGGACCAACGUGUUCGAGAAACUUUCAGAUUUCAAAACGUUCAAAAAAUCAUCAAAACUUGGAAAAACUAUCAAACUUUAUAAUACAUUAUCGAUAGCAUCAUCCGCUUAUUGUGGCGGGGGAGCAGUUUUUUACACCAUCGCUUGUUAUUUCGAAUCUAAAAAAUGUUUAGAUAUUGAUAAAGAAAGUGAAUCGAACUUCCUUUGUGUUACCAUAUAUCCAGUUUGGUUACCAUUUCGAACAAAUCAAUUUAUAGAUUACGCCAUCUUUGUUGUCCAGUUUAUAAUGAUAUUCAUCACUUGUGUAUGCGGCGGCGCUGUGAAUUACCUGAUUUGCGAAGUUGCGUUGUACGCAUCUUUGCAGAUAAAUUCAUUGAAAACCAGGUUUCUGGAAAUUAUCCACAUUAAAGCCCAACAAGAACAAGAUACUAAAUUGAAAAUGUGGAUACAAGAUCACCAAUCAAUGAUAAUAAUACUAGAAGAAGCAAAAAGAUUAACAAAAAUUUGUGUGGGCGCUGGAUCUUUAUCGUUCGCUUUGGUAUGUGCUUCUGUUGCAAAUCAAAUCAUGAACAGGAUAUUGAAAUAUGUGUUGAUUAACAUGGUAAUGAUAAUUUUAAAGAGCGAGUCCAUGGCAGAAGCCGUAUAUAAUUCCAAAUGGUAUAAAACUAAUCUAACAACAAGAAAAAGUAUCUUGAUAAUACUGAAAAGAUGUCAAAAACCGUUAACUUUGGAUGCUCUUCCACAAGGAAGUUUAAAUUAUCCACUGUUUAUGAUGAUUGCGAAAUCUUCAUACUCGUUAUUAACAUUCCUUAGCAAUACAUAGAGGCACCUUAAAUGAAGAUAAUAUCAGCAUAAUCGAAAUUAAAAACGCGCUCUAGUUAAUAAAGGAUUCAAGCAUGG